This is a messenger RNA of Balaenoptera ricei (Rice's whale), 731 nucleotides long. Its product is annotated as FUN14 domain-containing protein 1-like. Gene Ontology annotation, biological process: autophagy of mitochondrion. Gene Ontology annotation, cellular component: mitochondrial outer membrane. The record is from RefSeq and is a predicted model, not a curated record. NCBI's taxonomy places the organism in Eukaryota, Metazoa, Chordata, Mammalia, Artiodactyla, Balaenopteridae. The transcript has a single exon.
GGGGAGAGGCGGACGGGUUGGGACCGCCUUCAGUACUGGCCGCCGGCAGUAUCAUGGCGACCCGGAACGCCCCUCCCCAAGAAUAUGAAAGUGAUGAUGACUCUUAGGAAGUGUUGGAUUUAACUGAGUAUGCAAGAAGACACCACUGGUGGAAUCGAGUGUUUGGCCACAGUUCCAGACCUAUGGUAGAAAAAUACUCAGUAGCCACCCAGAUUGUAAUGGGUGGAGUGAGUGGCUGGUGUGCGGGAUUUUUGUUCCAGAAAGUUGGAAAACUUGCAGCAACUGCAGUAGGUGGUGGCUUUCUUCUCCUUCAGAUUGCCAGUCACAGUGGCUAUGUGCAGAUCGACUGGAAGAGAGUUGAAAAAGAUGUAAACAAAGCAAAAAGACAGAUUAAGAAACGAGCAAAUAAGGCAGCACCUGAAAUCAACAAUAUAAUAGAAGAAGCAACAGAAUUUGUCAAACAGAACAUUGUGAUAUCCAGUGGAUUUGUGGGAGGCUUUUUGCUAGGCCUUGCAUCUUAAGGAUAUGAAGGUUCUAUCACAGUGGAGUCACCUCUGAGAAGAGACAUGGUGGUGACAAGAUGGUCUCAGCAUUACCCAUUGACAGAUUCUCCAGGAUGACAAGAAACAACUAGCUGGAUAGUACCAAACUCACUGCUUAGCAUUUUGCCAUCUGAAAUUUGGCAGAUUACUAUCUGCUAUAAAACAAUCUAUAUGGUCUGUGUAUAAUAG